GGGGUGGCAUUGUAUGUAUCCAAAUCACAGAACACCAUUUCAUGGCAUAAAUAACAACUGUAGGCUGCCUGAGAAUGUUUAUGCUUGUGUGUGUGUGUUUGUGGGGGGGGGCAAGAGAGAGGCCAUGGUACACAAAUGGGGAAUUCAUACAGACUCCAUUGAUCAGUUAAUCAAAGGAGAGGGGAAUUUGCAUGUGAAGAAAGGGAGACAGGAAGGAGGAUGGGCCUCUCAGCGUAGGCAUGACCACAGCGAGGAGGCGCUGAGGGGGAGGGGGACUUCCAGGGUGGUGUUUUCUGAAGCAGACGGAAGAGGAAGGGAAGGGGCAGCGAGGGGGGUGGGGGCUGGCCAGGCGCUGUCAACACACAUACGUACUAUGGCCUGCGGAUGGGCCGUGGUCCGGCCCUGCAGAGCACCGGUAGCUGCAGCUGCGGUGUAAGUAGCCUGCAUGGUGCCGGGUUGGUGAUAUGCAGACAGGCUUGGAGGUAGACUGACCAUUAGUGGCAUUUCGUAAAAAAGCAGAAGGACGGGACAGCAGGGAAGCGAGGGGGAGAAGUGAGAGGGCACAUCUUAAGGGCCCGUCAGAAUGCACCUCAGCCUCGAUACAGAGAUUUCAGGAUGUGAAAAAGGAGGCUUGAAAUUCAACUGAAAAAUCGCCCCACGCCAGACUAAGCGGCCGGCUGAAUUCGCUGCUCUCUGAUGCCACCUUUCGGCAUCGAGGGACUUUGGGACGAGCGGGAUUUCCAUCACACGCUGACGCAAUCUUGUUGCGUCAGCUGAGGCCGUGUUUUUUUCACGCGCGUUGUACAACCACUGGCACCGGUGCCAGGGAACCACAUUCAGAUACUCUUGAAGAAGCCUGCAGUCACAUGCUGAGAGCAUGCAAGCCACAGUCAGGUGAGUGAGCGCAACUCAGAGUGCCCCAACCCUGUGUCGGCCAUUGUUCGCAUUUACUACGGUGCAAAUCGGGCACAAGAGGUUCAAAGGUAAAAGAGUAGCCCAGGGACAGCCCUGUACUGUGUUAAUCCCACGUCUGAUGCCAACAGCAGACCUAAAUGCAGGACUGCCUGAGUUAGGAGGAUUCCAAGGACCCUUGAGUGACAGGUACCCUAAAAAGUUUGGAACAUAUUUAAAUUUGUCUGGAUUGGAGGCCCAGUAUAAUAUAAUUUCAUGGGGCCAAAAAUCUCACCCCUGCCUGUACCUUUAUUGAUGGGGCCUCGUUUUACAGUUGUGGGAAUCUAGUGACCUUUGACCCCUGUCCCACUCCAGGAAGGCCUGUAAGGAGGGCAUGGCUGGGCCGAAAUGUCGGCAGAGGUGCAUGACUUGUCCAAGUCCCUCGGACAUCCGGCAGGCGCUGCAGACAACCGACACUGGGGUGCUGAGUCACGCCAUCAGCCUAGAGGAGCUCAUCCAAUGCUGCCUGCACUGCUUCGACUCAGAUGGCAGACUGUGCAGGGGAGGAGACCUGGUUCACAUGACCCUGAUGAUGCACAGCUGGGUGGUGCCUUCGCACACAUUUGCACGCACGCUGCUCUCCCUCUAUAAGGAGUGUCCCGCAGAGAGGAAGACACAGCAACGAUCUCAGGUCUGCCACCUCAUCAGGCACUGGAUCAGCCUAUUUCCUGCAGUGUUCAAGACUGACACCCAGCUGGAGCAGGUUAUGCAGGACAUGUGUGACCUGGUGAGGACAGAGGGGGAGGAGUCUCACUGCAAGCUGCUCAACACCUCCUACCUGGACCCCCCUGUGAACUCGUCCCAGUGUCCAUCUCCCAGCUUGAAGAAGAGGAAGGUCUCGCUGCUUUUUGAUCACGUGGAGCCGGAGGAGAUUGCUGAGCUGCUCAGUUACCUGGAGUUUGAGCACUUCUGCAAGGUUUCGCACCUGGACUACCGCAGCUACAUCGUGCACGGCUCAGUGCAUGGGAACCCGGCUCUGCAGUGCUCAGUCAUGCUGUGCAAUGGCGUCUCGCAGUGGGUGCAGCUCAUGAUCCUCAGCAAACACACGGCACAGCAGCGAGCCCAAGUCUUCACCAAGUUCAUCCACGUGGCUCAGAAGCUGCGGGUGCUGCAGAACUUCAACACGCUGAUGGCAGUGAUGGGGGGCCUCUGUCACAGCGCCAUCUCUCGUCUCAAAGACACAACCUCUCUGCUGCCUCCCGAUGUCACCAAGAUCCUGAACGAGAUGAUGGACCUGCUGUCCUCCAGCAGCAACUACAGCAGCUAUCGGCGGGUGUUCGGGGAGAGCAGGGGCUUCAGGGUACCCAUCCUGGGAGUGCAUCUGAAAGACCUGAUCUCCCUGAAUGAGGUGCUACCCAGCUACCUGGAGGAGGACAAGAUCAACCUGAGUAAAGUGCAGCACCUGUACAGCAACAUCAAGGAGCUGCUGGACAUCCACACCUGCACACCGCCCUUCGAGCCCAACAAGGACCUGCUGCAUCUGCUGACGCUAUCUUUGGAUCUGUACUACACUGAGGAUGAAAUCUAUGACUUGUCCUACACCAAGGAGCUCAGGAACCCCAAGGUCCAGGCCGUGGUUCCAGUUAAGCCCCCUAUUAUCGCAGAGUGGGGAUCAGAGGUGACAUUCCAACUGGAUCCAGAAACUAUCUCGAAACACGUCCAGCAAAUGGUUGAUUCAAUAAUGAAGAAUUACGACCAGAACCUGGAUGGCUACAUCUCCAUGGAGGAUUUUGAGAAAAUAGCUGCCAAUUUUCCCUUCUCCUUCUGCACUCAUGACAGUGACAGGGAAGGGGAAAUCAGUCGGGAAGACAUUACCUCCUACUUCCUGAGGGGCAUGUCCGUGUGCGCCAAGCUCGGCUUCAACUUCCAACACAACUUCCACGAGACGAGCUACAAGAAGCCGACCUUCUGCGACACCUGUGGGGGUUUUCUGUGGGGAGUAAUGAAACAGGGAUUCCGCUGCAAAGACUGCGGAGUUAACUGCCACAGGCACUGCCGGAAUCAGGUGGGCCUGGAGUGCAUAAAGAGGUUCAAGACAUCUGCGGGGUCCUGUCCCUGCACAGCCACCCCAGAUGUCAAGGCCAAAGCAAACAGCUGGUGCUCCGAGGAAGACACCUACCCGUUCCCGCAAAGCCAGGGGAGAGACACAGUUGAGGACCUCUCUAUGCCACAGAAAAAUGGAGAAAGCACUGAGCUUUUGGAAAAGUCCACCCAGACCGAGCCAGGCAUGUGGACUCCUGGGCUCCCUGAAAGCAGAGUGAUCUCAGGGUCCACUCCAGAUAAGCCCUUCCCCCAGGAAAGAGCUGUGUCUUACAUCUUCCAGGAAUUGAAGCGAAGACAGCAGCAGCUAUCUACUGCCCCCCAGAGGCCGCGGGGCUGCUCCAUGCCUCCGGCCAUCCUACUCGACAAGAUGGAGGAGCUGAACUUGCACAAGGACAAGAGCAGAGAUCAUAGUCACCACAGCACACAUCCCCCAAGCAAGCUGAACCUCUUGUAGGGUUGCCCCCUCAGCAGAACCCCAUAGCAGCACACAGGCAGCCCUGACAUCCAGCCAUGCACAGCUCUGGGUUUUACCAUGAGACCUCAAACCCAUCAGUCUGCCCCUUUUCUUGACCUGCUCAUGGGGUCCAAACUGCUUCUUCCAGAUUCAGCUCUUAGUCUGAACGUCUUCAUAGACCCCACAUAAUAUCCCUCCACUUGCUACUGGUGCAAAACCCAUUGAGGCACAGGAGGACAGCAGAGCCCCCAAACUAUGGCUCAUCACCCCAGCAUGUGUGAGAAAAUAUGGUUCAAGAAGAAACAAGAAGAUCAGGUGACAACUAUAGACCAUGACGGAAGCAGCAUUCACUAUCAAUGGCGCCCCCCACCUGUACGCCGAAUAGACUCAUAGCAUACCCAAGCAGGAGCACAGUAAAUUUGGGCCCCUUCUUCGGUAAAAUCGCUAAAGGACAAUGGCAAACUUAGGCAGCCAAAUACUCAUUAGUAUUACAACAUUGAAAUGUUUGUGUAAGAAGCGCCAUUUAUGUAAAAGGAAGAAUCUCACAGGGCUGGAAGGAAUCAAGACUUCUACUGAAUCUCAUGUUGCAGGUAGUGGUGGUUCACAGGCCCUGGGUGGUGACUGUCUGCAGUGUUGUCCCUUUCCAACUUUUCUUGAAUUAUUUCCAGUUUAAAUUUCAAAAUAUUUCUACAUUAGGCAAUAACAAAUAUUACUGUACUCUUGAAAUCCAUUAGCCUAUUAUUUUUAUCAAUGCCAUAAAAUGUCAUCAUAGAUCUAAAACUAAAAAGUGUGUUUAUAAUUCAACCUGACUAACGCUAAUAUUUAAAAAGUCAAAAUGAUGCGCAACCCACUUUAUAUGCUUAAAUUUUAUAAUAACUGACCUGUCCGCAAGUUACCGGAACAUCAUAAUACUUUGACUCGUAACCGCGGACACAUUUCUCAACGCAUCACUGGUGCACCACCAUGAAUGAGAACCUGCGGGAGACCCUGGUCACUGUAGGACAGAUCUGGGCCAAAGCCAGCCCACAGAGCAAUUUUUACUGGCCGGCAUGAUCAUUAAAAGAGAAAAUGUAACAUUUAUGUUCAAGUACCAUGAAUAUUCACAAAUAUGAUACUUCUAUUCCAACACGCAAAAAUGAGUCUCUCCAAAAAAACAAACGAAAAACUGAUUCAGAAUGUAGGUCUUUCAAAAAAAAAUGAAGGUGAAAAAAAAAAUCUAACGAGCCUAUUGUAACUUUCAUGGGACAUGAAAACGCCCCCCCACUGGCAAAGUGAAGCUCGGUUUUUUCCCAGGCCCUGCUGUAGACCAAGUCGCUGUGGACUUAUGGUCGCUGUAGUUUUCAGAUGAGGUGUCCUCUCCACACGCUGUUUCCACAGUUUUUGUAUUUUUGUUUACAAACAAAACAAAUAACAUUUUCCCUGCCUUAUUAAAUCCAGUAUAAUCUUGA
This is a messenger RNA of Paramormyrops kingsleyae, 4896 nucleotides long. The record is from RefSeq and is a predicted model, not a curated record. Lineage: Eukaryota; Metazoa; Chordata; Actinopteri; Osteoglossiformes; Mormyridae.